This is a messenger RNA of Ustilago hordei, 1074 nucleotides long. RefSeq lists its product as uncharacterized. Lineage: Eukaryota; Fungi; Basidiomycota; Ustilaginomycetes; Ustilaginales; Ustilaginaceae. The record is from RefSeq and is a predicted model, not a curated record. The transcript has a single exon. Bases 1 to 1074 code for a protein of 357 amino acids.
AUGAGCCGCCCUCCGAACAAGCGACAGCGCUUCGAUGGUCCCUCGGUAGAGGAAGGCGCCUCAUCACACAUCUUCGCCUCGCCCUCUUCCGGCCCAAACCCUCAGUCCGGCUCUGUCUUGCGACCAUGCUCAUACGAAAUUACCCUCAAUUAUGACACCGGGCUCAAGCGCUGUCUGUAUGCUCCACCGCUCUCUUCGCAACACAAAGAGGCAAAGUCGGAGUGGGCAACAAGUCUUGUCAAGUGGACCAGUGCUUCCGGCGAUCAGCAGGUCAUCACUGACCGGUACGAUGCGAUACAUCUAUUGCAAGACCUUCCCCCCAAAGUCCCACUGACAAGCGCAAAAGAAGACGAUGAUGUAGGAUGGUCAGAUCUGGACAGUGACACAGAAGAUCUCUUCUACAUGACUGAUGCGGAGGCAGCCAGCUUCUCUCACACAAAAGCCAAAGCUCGACUGGAAGCUCAUCAUGCAGCUCGACUAGCCAGUUUGCGCUCUCCAACACCUUUGUCUGCACCUACUACACCUCAGAUCGACACCAAAAGACCCUCGAUACCUGGUGCAGAUACGACUGCGAAGAUAGGCCUCAGUAAGAGCCAAUUCGAACUGAUGCAAAAGACAGCUCGAGGCUUGUCAAACUCGACCAACCCAUCGCUGCUAGAGCUUAAGAUCUUGGCCAACCAUGGCGGCGAUGAUCGCUUCGCUUUCCUACAUAGCAGCAUCCGAAGCAAAAAGGGAGAUGAAAUCACUGAUCCAGUAAGGGUGUGGGAGGAGCUGAAGAAAGCAAAAGGCGAGAUGAGCUACGAAGACGUACUUCGACUUCUGCAGCCAUCACGACAAACGAUAUUGCAAGGCAACUCAGGAACAAGACUGGGUCUGGUAGCAUACGAUGACAGCGAUAGCGAAGACGAAUCUGAGCAACAAGCAGGAGCAACUGCGGCGACACCAUUACCAGCCAAUAAAGCAGAUGCAGUAGAAGAGAAUGCUGACAAAGACGCUGAAAAGAAGCGCAAACAAGCCGAACGCCUUGCUCGCGCCAAAGCAUGGCUCAAAACUCGUUCAAAGCAAGCACCAUGA